AUGGUCAAUGAAACAGAUCCAACCACUACCUCAGAUUAUUUUCAGGUAGCUGUAGAAGAUGAUCAGCAGGCUAUCGAACAACAAGGAGAAUCAAGUACGAGUACCGGUACGAAUGGUGAUAUUGCCGCAUUAGACAAGGCGGCAAAGGCAGAAAUUAGGAGACAGCGUAUAGAGGCUGCCGUUCAGAGGUCAAAGAGUGAAUACAAGUCUGAACAUGCAUACACGGAGAGAGGGUGGUUCAAUUAUGGAGAAAGCCAGAGAAACGUCCUGUCGAAAGAUAAAGUUGAUAAACAGCAUCUAGAAUACAUAACCACCUCAUUAUACUAUGCCUCUCCACCAGACUAUACCGAAGCCUUACGAUUGAUAAUGAAGAAUUUUGAUCCCAAUCCUACUGGCAGCAAACCGAAACCGAUGGGAGGACUGAAUAGGGAAUUGUUAGAUACUGCUUUGAGGUGUAGUUUGGCCAUAAGGGAUGCUGAAAGUGCAGUGAAGUUGGCUGAUUCAACAAAAAACAUGUGGAAAGGUCAAUUCGCAGGUGUAUCAGCUUUAGCUUCCGAUGCGUAUUUAUUAGCAGGUAGACCAAUAGAUGCCCUCGCUCCCCUGUUCGUAUCUAUAUCAUCAUUCGGCUUACACCAACCCCUCUUAACUCGCUUAUCUACCAUACUUCAAUCCCACGUUUCCGUUCCCUCAUCGAGUUCUGCUGGAAAACAAACAUCAACAUAUGAGAAUAUACAUCGUUUGGUUGGGAUAUUGGAUAAAGUGAUCGUAUGGAAAUCCAUUCAUUUGCAGAAACCUCUAUUUGCCGAUACUUCUCCCACCAGUACGAUCCAAUCGCAAAAUACAAAUACAAAUAUAGACAUGACAUUUACCGACCAACCUCUAAACCCCUCUGGCAUAUUACUGGAAUUAGGAAUAGAUGAAGGCAGUAAAGACAAGGAAGACUUGAUAAGCGGUUUGAAAGGGAUGGUAAAUAGGUUGAAUAAGGGGUUUAAGAAUGAUCCUUCUGAAGAUGUCGUUGAGAAAUCAGUUAGAGAGUUGUAA
Molecule: messenger RNA, 1041 nt
Organism: Kwoniella botswanensis
Lineage: Eukaryota; Fungi; Basidiomycota; Tremellomycetes; Tremellales; Cryptococcaceae
Exons: 5
Coding region: 1-1041 (346 amino acids)
Source: RefSeq, a predicted model, not a curated record